Ascochyta rabiei is the source of this 1071-nucleotide messenger RNA. Its product is annotated as Type 2A phosphatase-associated protein 42. Gene Ontology annotation, molecular function: protein phosphatase 2A binding. The transcript has 3 exons. Gene Ontology annotation, cellular component: cytosol. The coding region runs from base 1 to 1071 and encodes 356 amino acids. Lineage: Eukaryota; Fungi; Ascomycota; Dothideomycetes; Pleosporales; Didymellaceae. Gene Ontology annotation, biological process: regulation of signal transduction; regulation of dephosphorylation. The record is from RefSeq and is a predicted model, not a curated record.
AUGGCUAGCGAGGACCAAAGUAUUCGCGGAUUAUUCGCGAAGGCCGAGCGCGCACGGCAGGAGCUGAGCGCCGCAUACGAGCCGAAUAGUCCUACAUACCAAGAAAAUCUCACCAACACCAUUGCCACGUACAUUCAAUGUCUGAAGAAGGCCGAGGAUUUCUCGUUAUUCAGCCCUAACGAGACCCUUGAAGAUAUAACCUCGUCUGACAUCCAAUACAUGGCCAUCAACUACCAUCUGGCCGAACUCAUCCAGAAGGUCUUCACCCCUGAGGUUUCAGCAAGAAAGGAGCAUCUCAUACAGGCAAGAGCACGAUACGAGCGUUUCUUGAAGCUGCUUGAUUCAUACGACAUGCUUGGCAAAGGCGACGUUAAACUCUUCGAGUCGUACAAUGAAGACAAGCAGAAUUUCUCCACAGUCAGCACAAAAGACGCUGCUGCAAGGAGAGAUGUGAAGAUUGCGAGGUUCAGGGAAGAGAAGGAAUUGAAGCGGAAGCUCGAGUACUUGCAACAAAACCCGAAGCUUGCAGAGCAGGACGACCAAGUUGUUCGAGACCUGAACUUGACCAACAUUGCGUUUAUGGUGCACCAGACAUUCCAGUCGCUCGAGUCACUCGCUCAAGAGCUACACAUCAUCUCAUUAGCACCACCUGCACUUCCAUCGGGGCAGCAUGCACGUCCACAAGACGGUCGUGAGGAUGGAAGAGAUAAGGAUGGCUACUCAGAGCGUCUUGAUGGUCAGGUCGGAGGCCUCCGCUAUUCCGGGCCCAUUCUUAGCAGCGACGGAAAACCCAUGCGGCCUUUCACACUUCUGGACACCCGCCAGACUUUGAAGAAGAACGUGUUCCGACCUGAUCACAGCUUGCCUACUAUGACGAUAGACGAAUAUCUUGAGGAGGAGAAGCGUCGCGGAGGCAUCAUCGAGGGUGGAGGCCCGCAGUCAGAAGUCCGACCUGAGCCUAACGAGGACGACUUCGACGCAGCUGAUGCCGAGACAAUGAAGGCACGCGCGUGGGACGAGUACGUCGAGGAGAAUCCUAAGGGCUCCGGCAACACAAUCAACAGAGGCUAG